AUGGCAGUGAGCUCGAUCAAGAGCUCGAUCGAGUCGGGUUUCGAACAAACAAACUCGAUCGAGCUGGGAACUGAAUGCAAGGAACAAGCUCAAGGAGAUUGGUCUGAGCUCAAGGCACCAAAAGUCGACCUCAAACCUUUGCCUGAAGGCCUCAGGUAUGCAUUCCUGGGUGAAAACUCAACUUACCCUGUCAUUGUGAACUCUGAUUUGGAACAUGAACAGUUGAGUGCUUUGCUUGUUGAAUUGAGGAAGUACAGAAAAGUCAUAGGCUAUACUCUACAUGAUAUCAAGGGAAUCUCCCCUGACCUAUGCAUCCAUAGGAUUCAUCUAGAGGAUGAAAUGAUAGCACUUGGAUAUCUCCAGUUCAUUGCGUCCCAAAGAAAGGGGGGAUCACUGUCAUAA
Microthlaspi erraticum is the source of this 402-nucleotide messenger RNA. Lineage: Eukaryota; Viridiplantae; Streptophyta; Magnoliopsida; Brassicales; Brassicaceae. The record is from the annotation of a GenBank genome assembly.